Symbiodinium necroappetens is the source of this 1713-nucleotide messenger RNA. Lineage: Eukaryota; Dinophyceae; Suessiales; Symbiodiniaceae. The record is from the annotation of a GenBank genome assembly.
AUGAAGAGCUGGGGUUCGAAUUCGAAUCCCACGCCCUGCAGCAGUGGCGGCAGAUAUGCAUCUGUUGCAGAUGCUGCUGCACAACAAAACACAGAGGCAGUGAUUGAGAUGCUGUCGCAAGGCCACAGAGCAGAUAUUCAGGACUCAGACGGCAACACGGCUCUCCACUAUGCUGCAUGGUUCAGGCUCGACUCGCUGCUCACUCCUUUGUUGGAAAAAAGAGCUAGGCCGGACAUCCCCAACAAUUCCGGAGAAUGUGCGGUACAUUGGGCUGCGAAGUCUUCCAAUGUCAUGGCUUUGGAUGCAAUGACGAGGGUCAACCGGGCUCUUCUCUCGAUGCGCGACUGCGACGGCUUCACUGCCUUCAUUGUCUCCGCACAGACCGACAAUUGCCCAGUGAUGGAAUGGAUGUACCUCAAGGGGGUCAGCCUUGAAGAACAGGACGACCAAGGCAGGACCGCCCUGCAGUGGGCAUGCCACAAGGGGAACAAGAAGACAGUCCAGUGGUUGCUCUCCAGAUCUGCGAGUAUUGUUCACCGAGACCGAGAGGGCAUGACGGCACUUCACUGGGCAGCGAUGCAAGGACACACGAUAAUCACGGAAAUGCUCAUGGAAGUGGGUGCGGUGGACCUCCUAGACGUGCCAGAUUGUUCUGGCGAAACCCCGAUUGAGCUCGCAAUGCGGAAAAACAAAAGGACCUUGGUGAUGGCCUUCCACAAGUGCCAAAUCUUCAAGCUUCUGUUCGGCAGGCCACAUCUUUUCCAGAAUAACUACGCCAGUCUCUUCCUUGGCUUCGUUGCGUUCAACAUCAUCCUGUUUGCCUUUGUCGUAGCACCAGGAAUUGCGGCUAGAAAUCCUGAAGCCGUCAUGACCUGGUCCAUACUGAUGGGACUGUCACUCCUGCUCUGGGUGCAGUGCCUCUACUCGGAUCCUGGCUGGCUCCAGCCACGUACCAUAAACUCCCAGAGUCACCUGAUGGGCAAAGAUCCAGCAAAGACCUUUGAUGUUGAGCAGCCGAUCGAGUCGCAGAUGGCUCACUGCGACAACGUUCUGCAGAAGCUAAUCUCGACAUGCGACGGAGAGGCCCCGCAGCUCAUGAAGCUGGAGCUAGAGCAGAACAAGUACAACUAUCAGCGGCAACUCCUCCGGGAAGCACGGAAACGCCUCGAAGAAGGCUGUGGCCUUGGCGAUCCUCGAAGCCCAGCCCUGGGUGAAUCCCAGCCCUUGAUCGCCGCAGGUUUCAAUGAUGCCGGGUCACGGCAGGCUCAGCUGGAUCGGGCAACGGUGACUCUGCACGAGCGUGAGCGUGCUGCAGGAGACAGCCUGGGCCGCGCUCGGGUGGAGCACCUCCUUGCACAGGGGGGUGGCGAGUAUCUUUCAUUCGUGGAGAAGGGUGACUUCAAGCAGGUGUGCGUCAUCUGCCGCACAGUGCGCGAGUUUCGCUCGCACCAUGUGAAGGAGCAAGGCCGGUGUGUGCAUAGAAUGGACCAUUAUUGCCCUUGGAUUGACAACAGCGUUGGCUUGGGGAACCAGCGGUCCUUCUUUGUGUUCGUCACCCUGAUGUUUGCCACCGUCCUUUACUUCUACUACACGGUCUUCCUGUACUUCUUCGACACGGUGUUUCCGGAGAUUUCCCGAGGCUCCUUCAGUGAGCUUCUCCAGUCCGUGACGAGUGGAUCCCUGGGAGCGGAAGUGCAACCAGCUCCUUCGUAG